GGUAUCCAAGGCCGCUCGUCUUCCUCCGCCAGCGCACUCGCCGCCUCCCCCGUCCCUCCCUCGACGACGCCGCCGCCGCCGGCCACGAUGGGCGACCUCCUCUCGCUCUCCGUCGUCAUGAUCUCCGUCCUCUCCUUCCUCACCUCCCUCCUCGCCGUCCUCAUCCGCGUCCAGGCCCACCACUUCUCCCUGCCCUCCACGUCGUACGCACAUGCCGACGACUCGAUGGCCUCCUCUUCAUCAUCAAUGACGCAAAUGGACAAACUCUGGCAUUGGAGCGCGUCGCUGGGUCUGCCGUUCAACCUGAACGGCGCCAGCCCGCCAGGGAUGGGUGCCGACGCGGGGAUGGGUAUGGGCAUGGGGGGCUACGCUGGCGCCGCGCACCUCGCCCGCAUGAACCUGAACAUGAACUGGCAAAUAACGCGGAAAUUUGGGCCGGAGAAGCCUCCACCACCGCCGCCCUGCCACCCUCAGCCGCCAUUGUCCAUGGCGAAGUUAAUAAUGUCUAGACACCAACGACGGCCGAACCGCCCGCCACGUCGAUACCCAGGCAUGGCCGCGCCCAGCCAAGCGCGACACUCCCGCCUCGUCGAGUCCGUUUAAUUUACUAGAUCCCCGCCACGCAACGCAAUCCUCCAUGGUCGCGUGCCCCCCUAAAGCUAUUUUCGAUAUCACAGAACCUAUCGAUGACUCGCCAUGUUCAACGCUAAACGUCACAGCUGACACGACGAAGAUCACCGAACACCGGUGACGGACCUACCUCUCACAUGCUUACGGAUACCUUUUCGUUCUAUUCCGGACAUUUCGCUAUUCACUGUACACUUUGCUAUUUUGCUAUUUGCUAUAUUUAUCAUUCUAUUCGGACUCUGCUUCUCGCUAUUUCUACGUUUCCCUUGUUUCAUGAUCACAUUCGAUUACUACUACUAAUGCGACGGUGUUAUAUAGCGGGGUGGCGGAGUGGGCGGGCUGCGCGGACGAAAUAGGAAUGUACUACGUGUUCUAACGCUUCGCUCCUUCCGAGGGAAGAUAGAAUUUCGAAACGAACCGAAACUACUCGAAC
Molecule: messenger RNA, 1060 nt
Organism: Gloeophyllum trabeum ATCC 11539
Lineage: Eukaryota; Fungi; Basidiomycota; Agaricomycetes; Gloeophyllales; Gloeophyllaceae
Exons: 3
Coding region: 88-603 (171 amino acids)
Source: RefSeq, a predicted model, not a curated record